UCUAUACACGCAUCCAAGCUCAUCUCCAACUCCAACUCCAACUCCAACUCUAUCACAACUCAUCACCAUGUUCAUCGGUAAGAUUCGGUGAACCAAUUGCGAUUUUCACAGAAUUUAUUUUCUUCGGGAGAUUCCCACUUGGAGAAUAAGGAGCAGAAACUUUUGUUUUCCUUUGAUUGUCUGAAAAGGACGUCUUUGUUACAAUUAAAAGUGGAUAUAUUUUUGAGCUCCAUUUAUUCUGAAUCUUGGGAUUUGAUCUUGUCUCUAGUAAUUCAGGAAAUGGUUAAAAGGUAUGGGGCGUUUUGAUGUGCUGAAAAUAUCAUGUGGCAGUGCGUAGAGGGAAUCGUGCAUGUGUUUGCUUCCCUUCGUCAGUUUUAUGAUCUAUAUUUGUACAGACAAUCAAGAGGCCUUGAAGAUCCUGCACUUCUUGCAAGAGAGACAGUGUUCAGUGUGAGUGAGAUAGAGGCACUUUAUGAACUUUUUAAAAAGAUCAGUAGCGCUGUUAUCGAUGAUGGACUGAUAAAUAAGGAGGAGUUUCAGUUGGCAUUAUUUAAGACAAACAAAAAAGAAAGCUUGUUCGCAGACAGGGUAUUCGACCUGUUUGAUACAAAGCACAAUGGGAUAUUAGGUUUCGAAGAGUUCGCUCGUGCUCUCUCUGUUUUUCAUCCGAAUGCUCCCAUCGACGACAAAAUUGAAUUUUCUUUUCAACUUUAUGAUCUCAAGCAGCAAGGCUUCAUUGAGAGGCAGGAGGUUAAACAAAUGGUAGUGGCUACCCUGGCUGAAUCUGGAAUGAACCUUUCCGACGAUGUUAUAGAAAGUAUUAUUGAUAAGACCUUUGAGGAAGCUGACACAAAACAUGAUGGGAAGAUUGAUAAGGAAGAGUGGAGAAGCCUUGUUCUGCGGCAUCCGUCCCUUUUGAAGAAUAUGACCCUUCAAUACCUCAAGGACAUUACCACAACAUUCCCAAGCUUUGUGUUCCAUUCACAAGUCGAGGAUACUUGAACUCAAUAAGAUAUUGGCUUAAAGCUUGCAUGUCCAUACUGUUUAAGGUUGGUUUGAUAGACAUCAUGGCCCUCUCAUAUAUGAAGGGCCCAAGAGAUGUUUGUUCUAGAUGCUGUAAUAACUCAACUGUUGACAAUUUAUCUUCUGGUUUUGCUUGUGUUAACUCACGCGUGAUGCGAUUGUUACUUGGUGAA
Messenger RNA from Tripterygium wilfordii, 1196 nucleotides. Its product is annotated as calcineurin B-like protein 3. The coding region runs from base 322 to 1002 and encodes 226 amino acids. NCBI's taxonomy places the organism in Eukaryota, Viridiplantae, Streptophyta, Magnoliopsida, Celastrales, Celastraceae. The record is from RefSeq and is a predicted model, not a curated record. Gene Ontology annotation, molecular function: kinase binding; calcium ion binding. The transcript is spliced from 10 exons. Gene Ontology annotation, biological process: calcium-mediated signaling.